GCCGCCUCCCACCGCCCCCGGGCUGCGUGCGGCCGGCGCCUGGGCGUGGCCGCGCUGUGGACGUGGCAGCACGGCCGCGGCAGCGCAGCCGCCAUCGCGGUGGGUUCCAUGUGGAGUGGGGGCAAGUAAAGCCGCGGUCAGGGGCGGAACGGGCCGGCUGGGUACGGCACGACUCUCACCUCCCCACAGCGGCGUGGCCGGUGGUUGCUGAGCCUGGAGGGAGCUGGGCGGGGGCGAGGAGAGGAGGGGCCGGCGUGGGGCUCCCCGCCGAGGGCGCCACGCCUGCGGUUCGUUCCACAGGGCCGCCCGCGGAGCAUGGCCGGCAGAGGCGCUGGCAGCGGCCCGCAGCCGUCCGCCGUGGCGCCGCCGCUCGCCGGCGGUCACUUGUACCCCUUCGUGAGCACGGAGAGCGAGGGGCCCGAGGAGGAGGGUGAGCUGUCGGAACUGCGGCCGCGGGGCAGGGAGAAGGUCCGGCGGAGCGCGUCGAGGGACAGGCUGGAUGACAUAGUCCUGCUGACGAAGGACAUCCGGGAAGGGGACACGCUGAACGCGAUCGCGCUGCAGUUCUGCUGCUCCGUUGCAGAUAUCAAGAGAGUUAACAAUCUUAUCAACGAUCAAGAUUUUUUUGCCCUGAGGUCUAUCAGAAUUCCAGUGAAAAAGUUCAGUGUAUUGACUGAAACUCAUAUAUCUCCAAAAGGAAGACCAGCUCUUCGGCCUGCUCUGUGUUCCCCAGAAGUACAGGAAACAUCUCUUUGUGAUAAAUUCUCUGCUAAUGAGACUGCUGGCAACUUCUUAAAAGAAGUCGAUCGAGAUAUAGAAGAAAUAGUGAAGUGUAAUGAUACAAAGAGAGAGAAUCUGAAUGAAGUUGUUUCUGCUUUAGCAGCCCAACAGAUCUGUUUUGAAACUGAUGGUAAAACUAAAAAAUGCAAGGAUCCUUACUAUGGAGCAGACUGGGGUAUAGGAUGGUGGACAGCAGUAGUGAUUAUGUUGAUUAUUGGCAUAGUAACUCCAGUUUUUUAUCUCCUGUAUUAUGAAGUUCUAGUGAAAGCAGAUGUCAGUCACCAUUUUCCAAUGGAAUCUUCCCAUUUGUUUGUCACAGCAGUAUCACAUCAGAAAGAAACAGAAAAUGGAAUAAAUCCAACAAAUAUUAUGAAAGUUGAUAAUCAAGGAGACCUUCAGCAUUAAUAGUGGAAGACCCUAGGCAACUGUUGUUUGUAGAUACAUAACAUAACCUUAGGUAAAGGGGAAUCCACAGAAUGCAAAAUGCACUUGGAAUGCAGAGAAGUGUACUGAUGUGUGACUUGCCUUUAUGGGCAGUGUUCCACUACAAGGAUAUUUCUGGGGAUCACAUAAUCUCUGAAUAUGCCUGAGAUAGGCAAUUUACAAGACUGGGGUGUAUAUUAAGGUAUGAAGUCAUCUCUGAAGCUUUGCACUUUUUUCUAUUCUGAUAGGCAUGUUUCUUAAUUAAUGAUGAGGUGAAAAAAUAUAGUUCAAACUAAUACACAAGGAGUCUGUGUUUUACAGCCCAGAAGUGGGCAUAUGGGGAUAGCUAACUUUUAAACAUCUGAAAGGAUUUACAGAAUUCAUAGUACACUUGACAUUUUAAUAUCAGGUUUACAGUUCUAAGUUAAAGUGGUGUUCUCAUAAUUUAAUCUUUCUUAUAGAGUAAGAUUUCUUUUAAAACGGAGUCAUUCCAUAAUUAAUAGCCAGCAUGAAGUUCUUUUUUACAGAGGCAGUAGCCAACACUUAAACUGGAAUCUUGAAAUCUUGUGCCUAUAGUCAACCCAUUCUUUAGUACUUUUCAGUAUAGGCACUAGGGUAAUUUGUUUUCUCUGUGAUUCUGUGCCUCAACACAGUCCACUUAGGAGUCCUCUUGAAACUUUACAUUCUUCCUUGGUAUCCUCCUGAAAACUGACUGGACUGCAUUCUCAUCUGGUCACCUGUGUGUAGAAUGAAAGAAGUGCUGAAAUGUGGCACAUUGCUGUAACUGCCCCAGUAGUCCUUAUUUUCUGCUAAUAGAUUUAUCUUUUUCCCCUUCCAGUUUAUCUCAGUUCACAACCAACUGAUUCUUCAGAUAGCAGUCAUGUGGGUACUGAGCAUGCUAAUACUGGUCUUGUGCCCAUGAACCUCAAGCUCUUAACAUUUUCCUGAAAUGUCCUAGAAGACUUCAAAUUAUAUUUAAUGCCUGCUAGCAAAUUUGAGCAGAAUAGACAACUUGUACUACAGACUUGUACUUUACAUCUUACUGUAUUUAUUAACCAAUCCCCUCAUAAAUGUUUCUCUUGGAGUUUCAUGAUCAGCCUUGGUUUUUCUCCUCUUUUUCUUCCCCAUCUAAAAAUGCUUCAAGAUAAAAAACAAACAAAACCCCAUAAGAACAUAAAUAAAGCCCCACACCUCUGGACUGUUCAUACAGAAAGGAGGUACUUGUGUACUCAAAAUACUUUUAAAUAGAAACUGAGAUGGUGCCUAUAAUUAUUUUGGUUAUAUUUGCCUUGUGGAGUAAGAAUUCCAUUGUCCUUUUCAAAACAGUAUUUAUUACCAAAACCCAGGAUAACAAACUUGAUUAGGACUUAAAAAGAGAGAAGUGGAAAAACAGACAGCAUCCUUUAAACUACUAUUGUAAUUUUUUCAAUGAGUGUCUUAACUAAGUAUAUGCAGUACAAAAAGGUAAAGUGAAUGUGUUCUAUUGAGGUACUCCAGAAUGCUUUGUGAGAUUCUGAGAGUGAAGACUUGGGCCUCAUUUAUUCUUGCAGCACCUGUUUCCCCAAGAAGUGGAGCAAAGAGUCUUCACUGACAUGCCAAGUGUAUGAACAAGAUUUGCCUAUAUACAAGAUUUGUAUUAUAUUGAAACUGAGGCCAGCCAAAGCUUGAAGGAGGAUGGUGUAAAGUUAAGUGCCUGAACUAUGUUACUGUUGAGCCUUUUGAUUAAACGGGCAUCUGUGGAGAUAGUGAGCCUGCUCAUAGUCUCCACACUAGAAAAGGGAUUACAAACAGCAUGAACUUGAUGGUCUGCAUAACACUUGUUUUCAAAGAUCCUUUCAAAUAGUAGUUAUUUUCUUUAAGAGAAUAUGCCAGUAAGACAAACAUAAACACUGAGGUAGCAGUUUUAUAUGAAAAAAUGCUUCACAAAAUAAUUUAUGGUGGCUAAAGCGAUACAGGUCUCAUGGUUAAAACUUUAAAAGGUGACUCACUCAGACAAGAAAGCUUUGGCACAUAAAAUCAAAUGUUUUCUAUAUAGGAUGAAAUUUGGUAUAUAAUGCAUAAUUUUUUUGCUGCAUAAUUUUAUUGUUUUGCUUCUUCUCCCAUCCUGUUGCUGAAACUCACCAGUUCUAAUACUUUAUCCUUCCAUUUCUUAUGGAUUCAUCAAAGAACAUUAAAUUAGCUAUUGUGAUGAUGCAGCAUAAGCCUAAUAUAUAGCACAUACCUGGACUGAUGGUUUCUAAAUUGCUGUUGGUACAGAAAUGAAUUUAACUGUCGUUGUGGUUUGACUAGGUCAGGAAGGUCUCUGACCUGUUGAUGUAUGAUGCAGAGGUCUGUGGUGGUACAGCUAAAGAGUCCUCUAGUGUGUCCCAGACUUUGGGCUUUUACAGUGUCAAAGACCUGUGCCUUACUGGCACUGAGUUAAGGGUGAUGUGCCUUCAUUUACCUUAAAAUAAGCAGUCUUCAGAAAAACACAAAGGAAUAGCUAUUUUAUGUGACCAUAUUCCAUACCAGGAGCCUGGUAUGUUUUUACAUAUAUAUUGUGUAACAUAUUUCAUACAGUACAUUUUUAAUUAGAGUUAACUUUAUCAGAAGAUACAGUAGAACUCUUUUCAAGACUGUAGGACUCCUGAUCCUGGUAAUCUACAACCAUCAGCUGGCUUGCCUUGCUGCAGAAUGUGGGGAUCUUUACAGCUUUUUUCCAAAGUACAACAUAGCCAGUAAUUCAUCAUCACAGUCUGGAAUAAACUGGAUAACUGCUCUGUGAGGAACUUAAAUCUUAUCCUAGAUAAAAUCUGUGAAGGUAGUCUUCUAGAAACUGACUUCUUAAACAAACAAAACCAAAGACAAAUAAAAAAAGAACCCCAAAAGCAAACAAAAAAGAGCCAAAACGCCCACAAACAUGGAAUAAUUGAGUUGUAAAUGACCUUUUGGAAUAAUUGCAACACAUUCUGUUUUAAACUUAAGUGCAUAUUGCACUGCUGGAUCAUAUAAAAUCUAAAUAUUUUAAGUCUGGUAUACUUCGGAAUAAGUUCUCACAAAUAGUCUUUGUAACUUGUAUAAGGGCUGAACAUUCAACUUUGUGAAAUACUUCUGAGUGAGGAUGCAAGUCUUAUUUUAAAUACUUCUGCUCCUCUGCUUUUAGAAAAAUGUAAGUAAUAUAUGUAAAAUAAAGAUUUUAUUUUAGACUGCAGUGAAAAUGGUGCAUCUAAUAUAUUUUUAAUUCUAAGUAUUUUGCAUGUUUUAUUACAGCAGGCUACUACUUGUUUUUGUUUAGGCCAAUUUUUGUGUAUAAUCCACAAUAAAAAUCCUUAGCCAGCAAGUACUUUGUUGGCAGCAUUCAUAUCUAGCAUACUAUAAUUGCAGCCUUUAUGGUUUAUUCUGUUCAUGCCUUGUAAACUUUGAACUCCUCUGCAUAAAUUUUGGAGAACAUUUUAGUUCUUAGGAAUAGGUAUGAACAAGUAAGGGAGGAAUCAGUGAAGUUCUUCGACGGUGAGAUGACACUGAAAGCAGUAUUCUUCUGUGGUAUAAAUUAGGGUUUGAAUAUAUGCAUGUCCAAAUUUGAAGUUUGCUGCAGACUAAAGAACAGUCAUAAGUUUUAUUGGCAUUAUGGUCUUGCAAUAAAUUCUAAGCAAUCAGAAAAUCAGCUUCUAAGCAGAGGUGCAAGUAUUACACCUCUGGAAGAGCACAAUCUGACUGCUUUUCAGAAGUGCCCUGGCACUGAUCUGUGUCCUUGCAGAACUUGUUCCUAACUGAUGGCCUUAUUUACCAUAGCUAAACUAAUCCUGGAGGGUCCAGCCUAAGACUUUGCAAUUCCCUCUGGAUGACAGAGGUGACUACAGUUUACCUCUUAAAGGACUCAAAAAGACCUGAUUUUUACCAGAGUAAUAUUUCUCAACAGUGCAGUAGGAAGGCAGUUGCCCAUUAGAAGAAAGAUGAAUGGAGAAAGUAAUCGGUCCUCAAGAAUUGCUGUCUGCUACAGAACAAGAUACUGUACUUGUUCAGGCAAGCCACAACUUGUCAACAAAUUGUUACUCGUGCAGUAACUUUUCUAGCAUCAAUUUUAUGGUUCCAUCUAUUUGCAUUUCUUUUGUAGGGAGUAAGGAGUCUCACCAUUCACCUUGCACAGGGAGAACAGCUAGCAGAAGCAGUUACAGUCACGGCAAGCAAAUUUAAUUUUCAGCAUCCUUGCCUCAUUCACAUCUUCUGUGUUGUGUAUAUCAGAAGUUCACAGAAUAAUGCAGAAUUGUUUCCCAGUCAUCAGUAAUGUGAAACACUUCUUUAAAAGAAAAUAACACUUCAAAACCAAGCAACAUAAAAAGCCCAAAACCCCUGAUCAACACUAAUGUAGUAACAAUAAAAAAUAGUAUUUUUUACUAUCAAAAGACAGUAAGAUAUAGAGAAUGUGCUGUCACAACAUUCUUCAAGCAUCUAAUCUCAGUAAUAAGUUUUCAACACAACAGCUGUUUGUUUUCAAAUAAAAAGGAUGCUUCCAAACAUUAAGCUUUGGCUUUUUCUUGGCAUUCUCUUAUUUUUCUAAUUAAGACAUCAUGCAUUGGUCCUUCCAAGUCAGUUUAUGUUGAAAUGCAUAGUUGUCAGUUAUUUUCAGUUACUUGAACUCAGAAGUUACUUAAAGUUCUUCAAAGGAGUCAGCUACCAACACGCAGCUUAUGUCCAUAAAGGCUCUGUGUCUUUUUUUUACAGUGAUCAUCAAGAAUUUCAUUAUUUGUUUUAACAUUUUACUGUUGAGGCAUAGAACUGACUAGUGCAAAUGCUUAGGCACAACUUCAAGUAAAAUGCAUACUUUUUUUUUCUGUGCAGAGGAAACACAAUGGCAUACAGCCUACUCUAUCCAUAGGCGUUCCAGAGGACCUUAAAAAGGCAUGUCUGCAAAGCACUUAGCAAAAGAACAAAACAAAUUGUUCCCUAGCCUCUUUUACAGAAUAGUACAAUUAAACUCCAGUGUGUUUUUGGAGAGUCUGCUUAAAACCAACAGAGCUAAAGCAUUAAGUCUAUUUAUACUCAGCCUAUCUCCGUAAUUCUGCUUCAUGUAGUGUAAGGCUUGAGCAGUUUAACACUUAGAAACAACAGCUACUAUGUUGCUUCAACCAUAUUGUCAUCACUGACAACACCAAAGCCAUCCCCAUCUUCAAAAUGGGAAGAAACAUAGUCAUUUUCCUAAACCAACGGGGAAAAAAUCACUAUAUGUGUAGAGAAGACAAUUUAUAGAAGAAAAAUUAUUUAAACUGCACUUGAGCACCCACACUUUAAAACAGUAAUAGAUUAUUGGGAAAGAAAAACGAAAAUACUGUAAUGAAGUCCUGUUAUAUAUGAAACAACAGGCAUCACUGUUUUCGUGAUAAAAAGGAGUAAUUGUGUGUACUGAUUGUGUCAACACAUUCUUAUGUACAAGAUCUUUUUAUCAGAGCUCUUUGUGAGUAAUAAGUCUAGAACAGUCGCUUAAAUUUAUAAUACAAUGUGGUGCAACAAAGAUAAUGAAUGUAAUAAUUUCUCCCAAAACAACUCUACCUUAUUGGGAGCUUGGGACGAUCUGACUCUGUAUAAAUAGGAAAACUAACAUUAUACCUCUUCAUGCUCUUCUUCAUCAUAUUCCUCUGUUUCUUCUGCUUCUUCAUCAUCUUCACCUUCUUUGUCUUUUGUCUUUCUCAUCUUCAGGUUUUUCUUUUUCUUCAUCCUUCUUUUCUAGCGCCUGUCACAAGGCAAUCUUAACAAGGUAAUCCCAUGUUACAGCAACAGCAUAUCCUCCACACUACCAGAGUUGAGAUGUACUUAACAGCAAGACAGGUAGUGUAACAAUGCUGUGCAAAUGUUGUGUGUCAACAUUUAAAACAAUAUGAUGUGAAGCACAAGAACUUAAUAAGGAUUUACUUGGUCAAGAAUCAGCCAUAAAAAACCAUGUCCUGUGUAAUAAACUGAGAUGACAAUUCCCCUAUAUCAUCCACUGUUAGAACAGUUGACAGAAGACCAUGUCAUACUUGAUAAAGCAAUACCACAUACUGUAUGUAAUAAUAUAACUACUUUAAACAACUGGUGGAUCACCAGGAGAAAAAAUAUGAAGCUGUUUCACCUUAAAGGUUCCCACUGACACAUGGAAAGUAACUGCCAACAAAACAGAGGUCAUGUCCUAAGUUUCUGUAUGUUUCUUCUCAACUUAGUAAAUUGUUUUAUGUUCCAACAUCAAUAGAUGGGUGAAACAGCAACAGAUUUAAAAACACUGGCACUAGUUCCUCCUUCUGUAAGCUCCAAUAGCAGCUCUACUAUUUACAUUAGACUAUGUUGCUACCCAGUGAAGAGCAGUUGGUUGUUGUGUUCAGGUACAAAAAAAAGCAAAGAAAGUAGUUUUUCCACAGCCAGACUCGUACCCAAACCCUUGUGCCACAAUGCUGCAGAACAGUUCUCUGUCAGAGUAGCAAGACAAGACCAGAAAAAGUCUGUGCAUGUUAUUCCAUUUGUACUAAUAAACAUAUUAGGUUUCAUUUUCCUUCAAUGUCUAUUGGAAAAUUUAGAAAAAGUAUGCAUACCUUACUUCAAUUUUUUUAAAUGACAUCCAGAUUACUUUUAGGCUCAGAGUUUUUUGCCUUUUUUGUUUUUGCACCUGGUGAAACAAAAUACAUCACUGUUAUUUUUUUUGUUAAUGUGAAAAAGACAAAUUCUUUGUUUUACUUGUUCUUAAGAGUAAAUACAUCCUGAGUAUGCCACGGAAAUCCCAUUCUGUCUGUAUGAAAAUUACCUGAAACUUUGAGCUACAUCAUUCACAGAGAUGCAAAUGCCUGAUUUACCUAAGAGAUGCCUAGAAGGCUAGGCUGAAAUUCAGUUUAAACAAGUAGUUGACCAAAGGCUGGGCUAAAAUACAACAUUCAGCUUCACAAAAUUUUAGUCAUCUAUAUACGUAAAAAAUGCUAAGAAACUAGAACAGAAUCUCACUUGUUAUGUUUAAUCAUCUUGAAAAAAUAAAAACUCAUUUUUACUAAUUUAUACAAAACAAUAAUGAUGGAUACUUCAGACAAGUAGGUGUUAAAAAAAGGCAGAAGUUCAUUAGCUCUAACACAAGGCAUGAUUAUUACAGCUACAUGGCUUUUGGACUACAGUCGGCUCUCAUCUAAUGAAUCUAUGUUGUGUAUUUCUGCAUAGUCCCCUGAUUCAUGAGUAUAAUCUUUAUCAAGUUACUCCCUGAUUAACUGUAUGGUGGAGCAAAGAUCAAAAAUAGCAAACUGUAUACUCAGGUAAGAGUUACUUGAAUGGCAGCACCCUAAACCAAAGUUCCCCAAAUGCUCAAGGACAGAGAACACUGGGAACUGCUGAGAAAACACUUUUAUUUUAUCAAAAACAUUUGUCAUAAAUAACAUAAGAGUUUAUUCCAGUGUUUUGCCUAGGAAAGGAUGAUAUGACUAAAGCACUGCACAGAGCUCAGGAGAGUCAAGCUGCUCUGCAAAAACAUGAACAGCAUCAAAGCGAACACAUCCAGAAUGAAGUAGGCUUUUUAGGAAAACAAGCAGAAAGUGCAAUUUAGAAUUAUCAUCCCUGCACAACCUCCUGCAGGCUUUUACAGAUAACACAUAUGGAACAAACGGACAUGAGAUUUGUCUCUAGGAGUUGGGCAUCUUUGGCCCUUAUAAAUUAGAAACACGGUGUGUAAUUUGCAGGCAACCCCACGGAAGAGAUGAGAAUCUUGACUCCAUGUUUCAGAAGGCUGAUUUAUUAUUUUCUGGUAUAUAUUAUAUUAAAAGAAAAUGAUAAAUUAAAACUAUACUAAAGAAAAAGAGAGAAGACAUCAGAUGGCUAGCAAAGAAGGGAAUGAAUAAUAAAAUCUUAUGACUGCUCACAGCCUCGACACAGCUGGCUGUCAUUGGUCAUCAAGUAAAAACAACCACAUGAGACCAAUCAAAGA
Messenger RNA from Camarhynchus parvulus, 9109 nucleotides. It is a transcript of the gene LYSMD3, whose product is annotated as LysM domain containing 3. Gene Ontology annotation, cellular component: Golgi apparatus. The transcript is spliced from 2 exons. Gene Ontology annotation, biological process: Golgi organization. The record is from RefSeq and is a predicted model, not a curated record. NCBI's taxonomy places the organism in Eukaryota, Metazoa, Chordata, Aves, Passeriformes, Thraupidae. The coding region runs from base 316 to 1185 and encodes 289 amino acids.